AAGACAAGUGACAUAGCAAACAAUAACAUUUUAAAAACAUUUGUGAAAAACAAUAAAUUUUGUUUAAAUUAUCUAUUUUUGAAGAAUAAAACUAUGGUGAAUUUACAGAGCGAAGAAUCAUCAAAGGAAGAAGAGCCUUUUGGAUUAGCUUGCGCUUUAGAUUAUUUUUCAGAAUAUGAAGAGGUUUUACAAAUGAUUGAUAACCUAAAGAAUAUAAUAGUAUCUGAAAGGUCGAUUCAAGAAAAAGCAUAUGAAAAGUAUUCGUUUAUUCUCAGCCAAUAUAUAGAGCAGCCACAUUUGCUAGAUACACAUAUUAAUAGUAUACUUCAAAAACUUAUCGAUAUAGUCAGAAAUACUUUGAAUCCUGUUGAAUUAAAACAUAUUGCAUUUAGUUAUAUGUUUGUAGUUGUUAAUGUAAGGGGCUAUAAAGAUAUUGUUCGGCAUUUACCACACGAAGUUGCCGAUUUUGAACCGGUUUUACAGUUACUCGAAGCUCAAGAUCCUAAUGAUUCAGAUACUUGGACUACAAGAUAUAUCUUAUUAUUAUGGUUAUCGAUAAUUAUCAUGAUACCUUUUCAUCUCUCUCGCUUUGACGGAUUUAAUGAAAAUACAAGCGAUCAGAAAACAGUAAUGACCAGAGUUUUAGAAGUGAUUAAAAUUUAUGCUGUUGUUCCUGAUAAAUGUAGGGACGCAGCUGCUUUUUUGUCUUAUAAAUUUAUCACUAGGAAUGAUGUGAAAGAGGUACAUUUAAAACCUUUUAUUGAUUGGGUAAUGGUGCAGAGUUUAGCCAGUAACAGUAAUGUUUUUGUGAAGUAUGGAACUUUAAGUUGUAUCGCAACUAUCAUUAAACACGGGAAAAGGGAAGACGUAUUGCCUCAUGCACGUGUUUUGUUAGAAUGGAUUAUUAAUUCAGAGUUUAAAGAAAAUUCUGGCUCUAAUGUGCAAAAAUUGGUUUAUAAAAUUAUUCAAAGAAUAGGUUUAACAUUUUUACCUCCUCUUAUUGCAUCAUGGCGCUAUCAAAGAGGAAAUCGCUCUUUGGCAGCAAAUUUAAGUGCGGGAGGUGAUUUGAGAACUAGCACAUCAAAUGAAAUUCCAGACCUUAAUGUUAAUAUUAACAUACCAGAUGAAGUGGAAGAAGUUAUUGACCAACUAAUUCAAGGAUUAAGAUGCCCAGACAGUGUAGUUAGAUGGUCAGCAGCAAAGGGAGUUGGUAGAGUGACAGCUAGACUACCUAAAGAUCUUGCAGAUGAAGUUGUAGGUUCUGUGUUAGAACUUUUAGGGCCUAGAGAGAAUGAUGCAGCUUGGCAUGGUGGUUGCCUUGCAUUAGCUGAAUUGGGUAGGAGAGGAUUUUUAUUACCAGAAAGACUUCCACAGGUUGUUCCUCUCAUUUUAAAAGCUCUUGUAUAUGACGAACCACGUGGCUAUUCCUCAGUUGGUUCGCAUAUAAGGGACGCGGCUUGCUAUGUUUGCUGGUCAUUUGCUAGAGCAUACGAACCAAAAGAUUUAGCUCCAUUCGUUCAAGAUAUUGCCAGUACGCUAUUGGUUGUCACGUGCUUUGAUAAAGAGAUUAAUUGUCGCAGAGCGGCAUCGGCAGCGUUUCAAGAAAAUGUCGGUAGACAAGGUACGUUUCCCCAUGGAAUUGACAUACUAACAACGGCUGAUUUUUAUGCUGUUAGUGUUAGGAAUAAUGCGUACUUAAACAUUAGUGUUUAUAUUGCGCAGUUCGAAGAAUAUACAAUACCACUUAUCGAGCAUCUAGUUGCUAGAAAAGUGGAUCAUUGGGAUUGUUCAAUAAGAGAACUGACAGCCAAGUCAUUAUACAACCUUACUUCAUUGGCUCCAGAAUACAUGGUAGCUAAGGUCCUGCCUAUUUUAUUUAGAAAAACCGAAACUAUCGAUUUAAACUGUCGUCACGGUGCUGUACUAGCCAUUGGAGAGAUCAUUCAUGCUUUAUCCAAGAUUUCCCCGUUAUCAGACAACCACCUACAAAGCGUUAAAAAUCUUAUACCCCAAUUUCAAGAGAAGUUAUACUUUAGAGGCCUUGGAGGUGAACUAAUGAAACAAGCCUGUUCUGAUUUCAUUGGAAAAUGUUGUCUCGCUAAGUUACCUUUGCAUACAGAUCCAGUAUUAGAUGAUUGGUUAGCACUUCUCAAUGACUGUCUAUCAUAUGAAGUAUCAAAUGUGCGCCUUGCUGCAAUUUCAGCAUUGCCUGUAUUAUUGGACGAAUAUUUUUCGACAGAGGCAAAGUCGGAAAUUAAUAAAAUUAUUGUUAAGGGUUAUAUUUCUGAAAUUAGGUCUGAAACAAAACAGUCAACUAGAAUGGGGCAUGCGUUAGCAUUAGGUUCACUACCAAAAUAUAUUUUGCAACCAUAUUUUGAAGAUAUUUUUAGUUCUUUGAUCAAUGCCAGUAAAAUAACUCCAAAUACAUUAAAAUGGGCUGAGGGUAGGAGAGAUAGCAUUAAAGCUUUAACUUCAAUUAUUUCUACAAUUCUUUCUUGUAACGGGAAAGAUUUGCAGGAAAGUCAUAUUAGUAAAUUUUAUGACAUUUUAUUUGAGGGAUUGGAAGACUAUACUCAAGAUAAAAGAGGUGAUAUUGGGGCAUGGGUUAGAGAAGUCUCAGUUAAUGGUUUACAGGUUUUAACAUUACAUAUAAGUGAAUACUGUUCCAAUUUUAUAACGUCUGACCUUAUGAACAGGAUACUGUCAAAUAUUGCACAACAAGCAGUGGAAAAAAUUGACAGGACUAGAGCUUUGGCUGGAAAAGUAUUUUAUAGUUUCAUUUAUAAUAAUAAUAGAGUACCAAAUAUUUUACAUCAUGAUGAGCUAUGUGUAAUUUUUUCCCAAGAGGAAUGUGAUAAUUUGAACUGGAACUCUGCGAGCUCAACUUUUCCUAAGUUUGUUCAGCUUUUACAGUUUCAACCAUAUACAUACAAUGUUCUACUUGGAUUGAUAUGUAGCAUUGGUGGUUUAACUGAGUCGCUUGUGAAAAGCUCAAGUUUGUCGUUCUUUACGUAUCUUAAACAAGAAAUAAAAGACAAAGGUGUUGAAGAGAUAAUUCGGAUUUGCGAAAUUGUUUAUAAGAUUUUUGGUGAUCAUCAGAAAGAAGAUAGAAUUACUGUAUCAUUAUUAAGAUUUUUAGAUAAACUCUUUGAUUCUGGCUGUAUCAAAUUGAUUUUGGAUGACCCUAACUCUGAUUUUGCUAAACGACUUUUAAAAAUGGUCCAAAUUGAAAUAGCCGGCUGUAAAGAUAUAUACAAACUAAUUGAUGGUAUCAGUGUUUUGUGUCAGUUUAUUCAGGUUCCAGGAGAUGUCUGUCAAACAGCCCUUGUGCAACUUAGCAUUCUUUUAUGUCAUAGACAACCGUAUGUUCGGCGAUCGACGUCCACAAAACUUUAUGAAUCUCUCUUGGUUAGUGGUGAUAGUAGCUGUAUACCACCUGAAAACAUAGACGAAGUUAUGCAAACACUCAGUGACACAAACUGGGAAGUUUCAAUUGAGGAAAUUAGACCCAAAAGAAAUGGUCUGUGCAAUUUGAUGGGGGUUCGGGUACCAACAGCUGCUAAAAAGAAAGUUUAAUCGAGAAUUAAUGAUAUAUGUAAUCGUGUAUUAAUCACUGACAUGAUAUUUAUUGUGAUAACUUAUGCUUAUUAAAAUGCUUUUUAUAGCCUUUAUUAAUAUACAGUAUCUAAUUUUUUAA
This is a messenger RNA of Sitophilus oryzae (rice weevil), 3697 nucleotides long. RefSeq names its product tubulin-specific chaperone D (gene TBCD). The record is from RefSeq and is a predicted model, not a curated record. Gene Ontology annotation, molecular function: GTPase activator activity; beta-tubulin binding. Gene Ontology annotation, biological process: tubulin complex assembly; microtubule cytoskeleton organization; bicellular tight junction assembly. The coding region runs from base 94 to 3576 and encodes 1160 amino acids. Gene Ontology annotation, cellular component: lateral plasma membrane. NCBI's taxonomy places the organism in Eukaryota, Metazoa, Arthropoda, Insecta, Coleoptera, Curculionidae. The transcript is spliced from 14 exons.